Messenger RNA from Magnusiomyces paraingens, 1431 nucleotides. RefSeq lists its product as uncharacterized. The transcript is spliced from 2 exons. NCBI's taxonomy places the organism in Eukaryota, Fungi, Ascomycota, Dipodascomycetes, Dipodascales, Dipodascaceae. Bases 1 to 1431 code for a protein of 476 amino acids. The record is from RefSeq and is a predicted model, not a curated record. Gene Ontology annotation, cellular component: cytosol. Gene Ontology annotation, molecular function: mRNA binding.
AUGUCCGCUGAGUCCACCACCGCACAGCAACAGCCGUCGGCCGCCACUGAAUCGUCUGUGGUGUCGGCAUCCUCCGACGUUUCUAGCAUUUCGGGCAAGCCAGUCAGCGUUUCUACAGCUUCGCCCUCUACUGGUGCUGCUGUUUCUGCUGCUUCCAACGACUCUGAUGCCGUGACGCCCGAUACGUCUGCACCCGGGACUGCGGGGCUUGAAGAUGGGGAGGGUCCUUCUCCAGCAAAUGCUUCACAAGGAGGCCGUGAAAUCAACAAGAAGGUUCUUUAUGUCGGUAAUAUCGAUCAGCACGUUACUGAGGAUAUGCUCAACGAAGUGUUCCGGGUUACGGGCAAUGUUUUGUCCAUUAAGAUUUUCCCUGACAAAAACAAGCGCAGCUUCAACUAUGCUUUUGUCGAAUACAGCGAUCCCAACGGUGCUGAGCUUGCUUUUAACACCCUUAAUGGCCGGGCUUUAAACCAGACUGAAAUUAAAAUCAACUGGGCAUACCAAUCCCUCAAUGUUACCAAGACCCCUGAGCUCUUUAAUGUGUUUGUGGGUGAUCUGUCGUCUGAAGUUGACGAUGACUGUCUUGCCAAAGCCUUUGUUGGGUUUGGUUCGAUGUCGGAUGCGCAUGUUAUGUGGGACAUGACCACUGGUCGGUCGCGUGGCUACGGGUUUGUGACAUUUCGCAACCAAGAUGAUGCGUUGCGGGCGAUUGACCGUAUGAAUGGUGAAUGGCUUGGGUCACGGACCAUUCGAUGCAACUGGGCCUCUCAACGUAUCCCUCAGCAACAGCAACAGUACCACCACAAUAACCACCAUCAGUACCACCGUAAUGACGGUGGCAACAACCAUAAUGGGUACCAUCACCAACAACAACAGCAGCAACAGCAGCAACAGCAGCAGCAACAGAUUCCUAUUCAGUUUUCUAACCAGCAGCAGCUUUACUUUAACAAUAACAAUGGCAACAAUGGUAUGCAGCAGGGCUACGAUGGGCAACAGCAGCAACAGUUGCAGCAACAGCAACAGCAGCAGCAGCAACAGCAGCAGCAGCAGCCACAGCAGCAAUUUCUUGGACAGAUUUCACCAAUUGGAUCUCAGCAGCCCGUGCAGGUAAGCCCGCCUUAUGAUGUUGUUCUGCGUCAGACUCCCAACUGGCAAACUACAGUUUACUUGGGCAACAUUCCCGGAUACACGGUGCCCAACGACCUGCUGCCCGUUUUGCAGAACUUUGGGUUUGUUGUUGACUUCAAGUACCAGCAAGACCGUGAGUAUGCAUUCAUCAAGUACGACACUCAUGAGCAUGCUGCUCUGGCGAUUUCUCAGCUUUCUGGACUACAGUUUAAUGGCCGGACGCUGCGUUGCGGAUGGGGCAAGGACCGCAGCAACCACCAUAACCAAUAUCAGGGAUAUGGGGGCCGUCAGUACAACCGAUAA